GUUAAUUUUGAAAAGUUUAAAGGAUUAGAUAAUAUAGUUACUAAUUUAAAAGAAAUUUUUACUUAUUCUUCAUCACGUAAAAAAAGAUGGCUUGAAUAUUUAACUUUAAAUACUAUAUUACAUUCAACAUUACCAUUAUUUGAUAAGGAUGAUAAUUUCUUUAAUUCAGAAAAUAUUACUAAUAUUACUCUUCUACCUCUUCCUAUAAAAACUAG
Messenger RNA from Racocetra persica, 215 nucleotides. The record is from the annotation of a GenBank genome assembly. Lineage: Eukaryota; Fungi; Glomeromycota; Glomeromycetes; Diversisporales; Gigasporaceae.